UGCAGAAGCAUUCAAAAAUAAAAAAUUAUUCAUACAUUGCACUUUCAACCUGCUGCAUCAAAGUUCCUAAAAAAGUAAACUUUAAAAAAAGUGAGCAGAAAAUGAUUUACACGUAUAUUUUACUUUGUGCACUCGUUGCACAAUCAACCAACGCGAAUCAGAUUAAAUCACCCGCUGAUCGAUGUGCUGAAGUCCAAAUGAUAUUCGAUUCAGAUUUUAAUGACGGCUGCAUUUUUACUUGUAAAAAAGAAAAAAAUGUUUCGAACGAAAAAAAUGUAACUUUGGAAAAUAAUGGCGAACUUGAUGACACGAAAGAUAUUGUUGCUGAAGAUGGUGCGCCCUGCGCUAAUAAUGGACACUGUGAAGAAGGAGUAUGCUUCAAUAUGACAACUACUACAACUAUUAUCAACUAUACUGGUUCGCCUAGUGGCUAAUGUUAAGAAUAAAAAAAAUAAUAAUAAUAAAAAUACUUUCUCAUAUGAUGAGAAUGUAAUAAUAAUAAUAAUAAUAAUAAUAAUAAAUAAACGAAUGUAUUAUUAAUUACACUUGAAAGAAUUUGGUGUAUUUUUGAAACGAACUAAAUUCCGUUUCUCAUUCAAUAAAUAUUGUUUUAAUCGAA
Leptopilina heterotoma is the source of this 619-nucleotide messenger RNA. RefSeq lists its product as uncharacterized. The record is from RefSeq and is a predicted model, not a curated record. Bases 102 to 434 code for a protein of 110 amino acids. NCBI's taxonomy places the organism in Eukaryota, Metazoa, Arthropoda, Insecta, Hymenoptera, Figitidae. The transcript is spliced from 4 exons.